AUGAUUCCCAGAAACUAAGAUGUCAUAUAAGCAAGCCAAAAAUUAUAAAAUCCAAAUUUUUAAAUUAAUUAAUUAGAGAUUUAAAAUUUAGGGAUUCCAAAACCUCAAUAAACAUUAUCUCGAGCAAAAUAAUCAAUUGAAAUAGUUGAUUUAUAUGGUAAAGGUGUAUUUAAAUCAUUUAUUUAAAGGUGUAAGCCUACAGAAAAUGGGUCAAUAUGAAAAGGCAAUUGAAUGGUAUGACAAAGCAUUGGCCAUCAAUCCGUAAUUUUUAGCUUGUUUUCAUAAAAAAGGUAUAUUUAAAGUAAUAAUUUUAAGGUACAUGCCUACAGAAAAUGGGUCAUUAUGAAUAGGCAAUUGAAUGGUAUGACAAAAAAUUGGCCAUCAAUCCAUAAUCUGUAUAUUCUUUACAUUUAAAAGGUAUAUUUAAAUCAUUUAUUUAUUAAAAGGUUUUUGCUUACAGAAAAUGGGUCGAUAUGAAUAGGCAAUUGAAUGGUAUGACAAAGUAUUGGCCAUCAAUCCAUAAUUUCUCACUUGUUUUCAUAAAAAAGGUAUAUUUAAAGUAAUAAUUUUAAGGUACAUGCCUACAGAAAAUGGGUUAAUAUGAAUAGGCAAUUGAAUGGUAUGACAAAAAAUUGGUCAUCAAUCCGUCAUCUUUACUUUCUUUACAUGGCAAAUGUAUAUUUAAACCAAUUAAUUUAAGGUGAAUGCUUACAAAAAAUGGGUCAAUAUGAAUAGGCAAUUGAAUGGUAUGACAAAGCAUUGGCCAUCAAUCCCUAAAUUUUAGCUUGUUUUCAUAAAAAAGGCAUAUUUAAGUAAUAAUUUUAAGGUACACGCCUACAAUAAAUGGGUCAAUAUGAAUAGGCAAUAGAAUGGUAUGACAAAGAAUUGGCUAUAAAUCCAUAAUCUGUGCAUUCUUUACAAGGCAAAGGUAUAUUUAAAUCAAUUAUAUAAAGGUGUUUGCCUACAGAAAAUGGGUCAAUAUGAUAAGGCAAUAGAAUAGUAUGACAAAGAAUUGGCCAUUAAUCAGUAAUCUGUAAAUUCUUUACAUUUAAAAGGUAUAUUUAAAUCAAUUAUAUAAAGGUUUUUGCUUACAGAAAAUGGGUCAAUAUGAAUAGGCAAUAGAAUGGUAUGACAAAGAAUUGGCCAUUAAUCAGUAAUCUGUACCUUCUUUACAUUUCAAAGGCAUAUUAAUAUCAAAUAUAUAAAGGUUUUUGCUUACAGUAAAUUGGUCAAUAUGAAUAGGCAAUUGAAUGGUAUGACAAAGCAUUGGCCAUCAAUCCAUAAUUUAUAGCUUCUUUUCAUAAAAAAGGUAUAUAUAACGCAAUAAUUUAAGGUACAUGCUUACAGUAAAUUGGUCAAUUUGUAUAGGCGAUUGAAUAGUAUGAUAAAGCAUUGGCCAUCAAUCCGUAAUAUAUACAUUCUUUAAAUAUAAAAGGUGUAUUUAAAUCAAUAAUCUAAAGGUACAUGUUUACAGUUAAUGGGUCAAUAUGAAUAGGCAAUUAAAUAGUAUGAUAAAGCAUUGCUUAUCGAUCCAUAAUUUUUAGAUUGUUUUCUUAACAAAGGUAAAGUUAAUUCAAUAAUCUAAAGGUACAUGCCUAAAUGAAAUGUGUCAAUACAAUUAGGCAAUUAAAUGCUAUCAUAAAGCAUUCAUCAUUGAUCCGCAAUUUGAAUAAUAUUACAAAGGUAUAAUUUAUCAAUUAUUUGAAAAAUUAUGA
Molecule: messenger RNA, 1715 nt
Organism: Paramecium pentaurelia
Lineage: Eukaryota; Ciliophora; Oligohymenophorea; Peniculida; Parameciidae
Source: the annotation of a GenBank genome assembly